AAUCAGACUAGUGUUUAGUCUGUCUUGUAAAGUGGGAGUGAGCAAGUGUCCGCCAUCAUAAAUCGACCGGUCGAAUGUCAUAGUUUUAGAUACGUUAAGAUGAUUCGCUUCAUAUUGAUACAGAAUAGAGCUGGCAAAACUAGGUUAGCCAAAUGGUAUAUGCACUUUGAUGAUGAUGAGAAACAAAAAUUAAUUGAAGAAGUUCAUGCAGUAGUAACAGUGCGAGAUGCCAAACAUACCAAUUUUGUAGAGUUUCGCAACUUUAAAAUUGUCUACCGAAGAUAUGCAGGCCUGUAUUUCUGUAUAUGUGUUGAUGUGUCAGACAAUAACCUAGCUUACCUAGAAGCAAUCCACAACUUUGUAGAAGUUCUCAAUGAAUAUUUCCAUAAUGUCUGUGAAUUGGACUUAGUAUUCAACUUUUAUAAGGUAUAUAGUGUGGUAGAUGAAAUGUUCCUGGCAGGAGAAAUUCGAGAGACAAGCCAAACAAAAGUUUUGAAACAGCUGUUGAUGUUGUCUUCCUUAGAAUGAAUCCAUAAAGCUGUGAAGUUGUCAGCAAAUUGGUGCUGAAUAAACGGACUAAUGCUCGGGCAUUGCAUUCCUCCUGGUCAUUCAGGGCUGUUGAUAGAUCUUCAAUUUCUAUAUUGUCUUAAUGUAACACUGUAUAUGUACUGAAAUUUAAAUGUACUGUAUAUGCCCUAAAAUUUAGUACCCCUAGGAGGGGAACUGCACAUGAUGAGAUUGGUUACUCGAGUGUCUGUUAUAUUGCAAGGGUUAAAUCUGUACUAAGAAAUUUAACCUAUUUUGCCAAGUAAUGUUUUGUCAGGUGAUUUAUGAAAUGGUUUAGUUGCAUAUAAUUUUAGUGUAAAAUAGUAAAUGUGCAAUUGAACAAGUAAGUUUAAAUAUAAAUGUACAGUUGGACAAAUGUUUACAAGUAGAUAUAGAAUGUGUAAUCUGAAAAAAGUUUAUCUGGGCAAUAAAAACCCCUUUUAAUCAAGAUAUUUCCAUAGAUAAUGAGCAUUAUACUUUAACAUAGCAAAAAGAAAGGGAUGAAUAUUUUUUCCCCUACUAAAUGUUUAAAGAUCAUCCUCCAGCACAUUCAAGUUUGACAAAGAAAGCAGUAUGUAAAUAAGGGAUAAAUAACAUCAUCCAUUAGAUUUUUAAAGGGAUAACAAAUUCAUUUUGGCCAAAAAAA
Molecule: messenger RNA, 1192 nt
Organism: Lingula anatina
Lineage: Eukaryota; Metazoa; Brachiopoda; Lingulata; Lingulida; Lingulidae
Product: AP-2 complex subunit sigma
Biological process (GO): intracellular protein transport; clathrin-dependent endocytosis
Cellular component (GO): AP-2 adaptor complex; membrane coat
Molecular function (GO): clathrin-cargo adaptor activity
Source: RefSeq, a predicted model, not a curated record